Molecule: messenger RNA, 2939 nt
Organism: Carassius carassius (crucian carp)
Lineage: Eukaryota; Metazoa; Chordata; Actinopteri; Cypriniformes; Cyprinidae
Product: homeobox protein SIX3-like
Exons: 2
Coding region: 1133-2017 (294 amino acids)
Biological process (GO): brain development; eye development; regulation of transcription by RNA polymerase II
Cellular component (GO): transcription regulator complex; nucleus
Molecular function (GO): DNA-binding transcription factor activity, RNA polymerase II-specific; RNA polymerase II cis-regulatory region sequence-specific DNA binding
Source: RefSeq, a predicted model, not a curated record
UCGAGUGGAUGCGUAGCACAUUUUUAACACCAACUAAGCACUGUCUAAAUAUAAUGCAGCACAAACUCUUUGAUGCAGACCCAGAUCCAGACGAAAUUCAUAACAUGCCAUUGGAAACCCAAUCUCGUGACAUAGCCUACAGAUUAUGUCCUUCAUUCUCGGGAAACGGGCUUUUUAAUUUUAACGACCUCAAGUAGCGCACAUAAUAACUAUAGACUAGCUGUAACUGAAAAAAGAACAGUUGAUUAAAUAAAACCAAAUAUGCAUCAAAGAUCACGUGCUAUUCUCAACAUGCAUGGGCAAUGGGCCAGUGUUUGGUCUCUGAGCAGCAUCAGCGGAGCGACAGAGAUGCGCCGUCCACUAGUAGCCUAGUCUAAACGGUUGUCACUGUGCGAGAAUAGCAGUCAUAUCGUACAGAAAUGCGAUCGAAGUACAAAAACGAUCCGGGAGUUUUCAGCGUUGGAUAUGCAAAGCGAACACAUGAUCCUUUCAAAUAUAAAAUUCAAUACAUGCUUUUACGGCUACUGUGUUCAUGGGUUAAGCGAGACGGCGCAACAUCGUAUCUUCUCCAGCUUCGUACAAGGCACUAAAGAAUGAAAUAGCCUAUCUGUGUACCCUGUCCUAGAUUCCGUUUUAGCGCUUCAUUUAAAUUCCCGUGUCCGUGACUGUCAUCCCGAGACCCCACCCCUGCCUUCUCUUCCUACAUAUCUUCUUAACUUUAACGAGCCUCGUUAAGAUCACAAUAAUAUUCCACCCACUAAUUGCUCAUUCCAUUCAACAAAUAGGCGAGACUCUGCUUCGACUUCACGCGAGUCAAGGGAGGGAGGGUGCUGUUGAGAUUGGAGUUCCCGAUAACCCCCCGUGCGAGCAGCCAAAGUGGUGAAAGCCUCUACGUACUGGCUAAUGAUUGGCACGCUUGACAGUGAUUGGCAGGGCUGCCAUGACAACCCUACAACGACACCAAGAAGACCAAUAGAAAAGCGAAACAAAAUAUUUCAAUGCUACACUCACGGUGGAUUUAGGGGGAGAUAUUAUGAGGCUGGUGUCAUUAGGCGAUAGCUAUUGAAUCAUUCAAUCUGAAUUCGUCGUUCUUUUUUCCUUCGCACAUUUCUUUCUCUCUCAGGUCAUUUCCAUGGUUUUCAGAUCGCCUUUAGAGCUUUAUCCCUCUCAUUUCUUCCUGCCAAACUUUGCUGAUCGCCCUUUGCUCUUGGCGAGCAGUGCGCCCAGCACCAGGUCUCCCGAAGACUUGUCAAUGUUUCAGCUACCGACCCUAAACUUCUCUCCGGAGCAAGUGGCGAGCGUCUGCGAGACGCUGGAGGAGACCGGGGACAUCGAGCGGCUGGGUCGCUUCCUAUGGUCGCUUCCUGUGGCACCGGGAGCUUGUGAGGCGAUCAACAAGCAUGAAUCCAUCCUACGUGCCCGGGCUGUUGUUGCCUUCCACACAGGCAAUUUUCGCGAUCUCUAUCACAUUCUGGAGAACCACAAGUUUACCAAGGACUCGCAUGGUAAAUUACAAGCGAUGUGGCUCGAGGCUCACUAUCAGGAGGCCGAGAAAUUACGCGGGCGUCCCUUAGGACCGGUUGAUAAGUACAGGGUGCGAAAGAAGUUUCCCCUGCCUAGAACCAUCUGGGACGGUGAGCAGAAGACGCAUUGUUUCAAAGAGCGGACGCGGGGUCUGUUACGGGAGUGGUACCUUCAGGACCCCUACCCAAACCCCAGCAAGAAAAGGGAACUGGCUCAAGCCACUGGACUCACUCCUACACAGGUCGGAAAUUGGUUUAAAAACCGGAGACAACGAGACAGAGCAGCGGCAGCAAAAAACAGGCUCCAGCAUCAAGCAAUAGGGCAGAAUGGCAUGCGGUCCCUUUCAGAAUCCGGCUGCACCCCACGCAGCUCGGCGGAGUCGCCUUCAACUGCAGCUAGUCCCACGACCAGUGUCUCGAGCAUGACAGAGCGAGUCGACACGGGCACGUCAAUUCUUUCAGUAACAUCAAGUGACUCGGAAUGCGACGUAUGAUACGCAAAAAAGAAAUAUAUACAGGAAAAAGGACCUGAAUAAACUUGAUUAUCGGGGAAGAUGAAAAAGGACCAAUUGAUAUUACUAUUAAAAAAAGAAAAACAUAAAAGCACGUCUUUUUUUCAAGCGCUUUCAAUGGACCCCACACCUUUCCCCCACCCCAUCACUUGCAUGAUAUAUAUAUAUAUAGGCUAUAUAUAUCUAAAUCUAUUUUUUUUUUUUUUUGUAUAUGGGGAAAUGCCCCACGUUUAUGUCUACCAGGACCACCGUGAAGAGGGAAUUACCAGAAACCGGUGUCCAUCGCCUUUUGUUUUUUUUUUUUGUUUUUUUUCUAUUUUAGUCCGAGUGACGACGAGCAGCCAGGAUGCAAUCCUCUUUUCCUUUAUGUUCAUCAGACAAUCAUUUGAGUCGUAAGCACCUUUUUUACUACACUUCUGUCACUGCCUGUGUGGGGUACUGGUCAAAUGUGGAACUGAAUCGUUAUGACUGUAUCAGAUUUUUAUUUUUAUUUUGAGAUUUUAUAUUGAAUUAUGUAUAUCUUAAAUAAUGCGACCGUUCUCCCAGUCUGUAAUAUAUGUGUAGAAAUAAGUCUGUAAAUAAUAUUGCUAUACCCAUUCUCUUUUCUAUCCCUGUUCACUUUUCUUGGCUUGGUGUCCCUACAUAAACUAUUCGUCAAAACGUAAAUAUUAAGUGCUCUAGGCGUUUUGUUUCUCUGUUUUAUGCCAUGAAAAGAACGCUAGUGAACAUGAAUUAUCAGUCGAGAUUAAUGCAAAAGACAAAAUAUGGGAUAUCAUCAUCGACUGACCAGGUCCAUUUCAUGUUUCCAGUCCACGCGCUUAUAAUUCAAUGUUACUUUCUUGCGUGUUUCUGUUAAUGUAUUCGUUUCUAAACUGAAAAUACAGUAUUCAAUUUUGUUAUAAAA